Messenger RNA from Diospyros lotus (date-plum), 2219 nucleotides. RefSeq names its product probable protein phosphatase 2C 62. The transcript is spliced from 6 exons. The coding region runs from base 857 to 1819 and encodes 320 amino acids. Gene Ontology annotation, biological process: protein dephosphorylation. The record is from RefSeq and is a predicted model, not a curated record. NCBI's taxonomy places the organism in Eukaryota, Viridiplantae, Streptophyta, Magnoliopsida, Ericales, Ebenaceae. Gene Ontology annotation, molecular function: protein serine/threonine phosphatase activity. Gene Ontology annotation, cellular component: nucleus; cytosol.
GGGGACACCGAAUUAUUUGUCCUUCAGUCUUCAGAGGGAAUUAUCAUUUAUCAGCAACAUGUCUUCAAAAAUGGGCGCCUCUGAAAUCCUUCGAAUGAAAGUAUGGCUCUUGCUCCAACACCCUACUGUUCUUUUAGCUUGUUCUUAAAGAUUAAUCUGCUUUUGUUUUUUGGGUUUCAAGUGCCAAUCUCCUAGUGGGUUUCCAGCGGCUUUGGGGAUAGUGUGUACUGUUGUUUCUGACGAACUCGUCAUUGUAUUUGGAUUAGUGAUUUACGCCCUGUCCUCGUCUGCUUCACCUUCUUGUUCUUCAACUGAACAGAAUCAACAGAUCAAUUAUGUGGUACAGUUGUUUGAUGAAAUACUUCACAAAGAAUUGGAAUAAGUAUGUAUCCUCUUGGAGCAAGCUUAGUCAGAAGACAGAAAGACAGAAAGAAAGAAAGAAAGAAAUGAAUUAGAAGCAAGAUGAGCUUUCUUCUCACCAGUAAGGAGAAAUCAUUAGAAGAUGGGAGGGGUAAAGAGAAUAUCGAAUUCACUGUGUUUGUUUAAAAAAGUUCAAUCAACUUGGUUCUAAUUAAUUCAUUUAAUUGUCUAAGGCUCAAGGACUCAUUUGCGUCUUUAGGCUUGUUAAAUGGGAGGCGACAUCAUGGGUCAUUUAACCGUUCAACAACAAAGGAAGAAGAUGAGGAUAGGGUUUGAUUAUUGUGAUUUGUGAGUGAUCCAGAAGGUAGAAAAAUUCACAUUGGAUUUGGUUCCUUGUGUUGACAAGUUGGAAUGGAUAUGCAUUUCAUUAUUCAAAUAACUAGUUCAAAUUUUAUGGUUGGUACUUUCUUGUUCGAGGUUUACCAUAUCAGCACAUAUGUUCUUUAGGUUGCAGAGGAGGUCGAAAUUGAAAAAUGAGGCAAACUCCCUUAAAAUAAAGAGGAAAUCAAGUACAGAAAAGGAUGUAGGCUCCCUUCGACAGAAGGAUUACGACCAUGAUGACAUUGAUGAUGUUGACAAGGUUGACUACAGUGAUGAUGAUAAUGCAGGAGAUACAGAAAAGCAUGAUAAGAAGCAUUCACAUUGCCGUGUCACCCAUGGAUUUCAUUUGGUUGAAGGAAAAAUGAAUCAUAGAAUGGAAGAUUACGUAGUGGCAGAAAAUAGGCGAGCCAAUGGCUAUAAGCUGGGACUCUAUGCCAUUUUUGAUGGCCACUCUGGUUGCAGUGUUGCAGAGUACUUGCAAAGCCAUCUAUUUGACAGAAUAUUGAACAAGCCUGAUUUCUGGACACAACCAAAAGCUGCAAUCAGGAGGGCUUACAGAGAUACCGAUAAUGAGAUCCUGGAGAAAGUUGUUGGCUCACGAGGAGGAUCAACAGCAGUCACAGCUAUUUUAAUUAAUCAGGAAAAGCUAAUUGUUGCUAAUGUUGGGGACUCCCGAGCAGUCAUAUGCAGAAGUGGUUCAGCAAAACAAAUAACUGUUGAUCAUGAUCCACAGAAAGAGAAGAAGCUGAUAGAGAGUAGAGGAGGAUUUGUGUCACAGAAGCCAGGUAAUAUUCCACGAGUCGAUGGGCAGCUUGCAAUGACAAGGGCAUUUGGGGAUGAGAGACUGAAGGAACACAUAACUGCAGAACCGGAUAUAGUUUUAGUGACCAUAGAUACAGAUACCGAAUUCAUAAUAUUGGCAAGCGAUGGCCUCUGGAAGGUGAUGUCAAAUCAAGAAGCAGCAGAUUGCAUCAUUGAUUUAGCCGAUGCUCAAGAAGCAUCGGAGAAGUUGAUUAGAGAGGCACUAGCCAGGAACAGCCGUGACGAUAUCUCCUGCAUUGUGGUGAUGUUUCAGUAACCGGUUGCCAGUGUAGUUAUGGAGUAACAAAACUUUGGGCUCGUAUAUUUGCAAGUAAUAUAUACCGUGCCACAACGAAGUAUAGCAGCAUCAUGCUCCUAGAAGUUGAGAUGACUGUUAAGAGUAGUUGAGGUCUCAUCACUGACAAGUGAGCUACUUCUUGACUUUUUCUGCAUGUUUAGUCUUGCAUUUUGUUUGAAGCCCAUGCUCAAAUUAUAAUGUUGCUGUUAGUGAGAUGUCUUGCUUUACUGCAAAAACUACAGCAUAUUUCUUUUUAAGUUCAGAAGAUGUCCAAAACCAGCUGGAACUUCUUGUUCCUGUUCUAAUCCACAAUUUGGAUAUGGAGAAAUGGGAUCAAGUUUCAACUCAAGAACAGUCUACAUCAAUGCUAUUUUGAUGC